Sardina pilchardus (European sardine) is the source of this 2893-nucleotide messenger RNA. It is a transcript of the gene stbd1, whose product is annotated as starch binding domain 1. Gene Ontology annotation, cellular component: membrane. Gene Ontology annotation, molecular function: starch binding. The record is from RefSeq and is a predicted model, not a curated record. The transcript has 2 exons. Bases 105 to 1805 code for a protein of 566 amino acids. NCBI's taxonomy places the organism in Eukaryota, Metazoa, Chordata, Actinopteri, Clupeiformes, Clupeidae.
UAUCAGUGCCGCAACAAGAGGUCAUUGCAAGCAAAGAAGAUACACACGCCAGGCGGACAAGCGGACUCUGCUAGAAAUACCAGGUCCUGAUAGCAAUUAUCAGAAUGGUCGCGAAGAAAAGUAAAAGCGUCGCCCUGGAUAGCCGUGAUCUGAAUCCACUCUUUUCAUUGAUGAAAGGUUACGGUCCGCUAAUGGCCCUCGGAAUAAUUGCAGUGUUGUCUGUCUGUGCGGCGUUCUUCAUUUACCGAUCCACACAGGCUCAAAGUAAAAGAAACGGCGAGAAACCAGUGACCGAGACUGAGGAGGAAGAGGAGACUAAUCCGAUUCCGAAGAAGAGGAGAGUAGAAAAUAAGCACGUCAAGUUCGAGUCAACAGGGAAUAUGGAUGAUGCUCAGUUCUCAUCUAGACUUCACAGUGAGGACCAGGAUGAAGGGAAUGAACUCUCAUGCACAGACCAGUCAUCGGAGUGCUGUGAGAAAGCACAGGGACCUCUCCAAGAGUCGGUCACUGACCACACAUCAGUUCACAAUGGGUCCUGUGCCUCUCCGACCAGCUGUGAUAGUUUCCUUGACCAGCCUGAAGUGGAUGAUGGCUGGAUGGAUGAUGCUGCAGAGCAGGGAAGAAUGCAAGUAGGAUCUGAUGAGGAUUUGAUUGUUGACCAGGAAAAUCAGCAGGGCUAUAUUACAGAUGGCCAAAUGCAUCCUAUUGUCAGUGAAUCAUGGGAAGAUUUGUCAGGAUGUUUUGGGAAAGUCUGCCUCAAAAUGAGCCUGAGUGAUUUGCAUGAGAAGGACAUGAGCGAUAAUUCACCUGCUCAGAAUAGGUCCUGUGGGGUUGACAGUGCGUAUGAGGAUGGAGAGUCAGAGGCAGAGAAGAGUUGCGGGACUCGAGGUCAGAGUAGUAGCUCUUCAAACACCGACAAUGAUUUUGCAUAUUACCAGCAAGGUGAUCAAGACGGUCCCACUGAACAUUCAGUGAGGGCUGACAUUUUGGAAGGCAAAAGAGAAAUUGAAGAUGUGACCUGGGGAAUGCAAGCAGUGGAUGUAACCAGCAAGGGCCCAGUGGACAUGAGCAUCCACCACCGUGAGCAGGAAAUGCCACUGGCCCACCAUUACACACACGACUACCUGAGCUUCUCCCCCAUGGGUCUCCCCAGGCUGGUCGGAGAACCGACGGCGAUGAAGAGUGCUGGUGUGAGCCCCGUGGUGAAGACCCAGACUCCGGGUGCCAGUGGAGAUGUUCCAGCGGAGGACAAGACGGAGAUCAACAUCAUGGAGGCCACCAUGGACAACAACGAGUGGCUGACCGGCAACGAGAGCCGCAGCGACUGCCCUUGGCUGAGUCUGAGCGACGGCGGCGAGAGCUCCUCUAUGGCGGAGGAAUCUCAGCAGGACGUCGAGUGGGACACCGAGAAAUCCGAGGCCUCCGAAGAGCUUUCGGCCGCCUACACCUCCUCCGAUGACGACGACCCUGCGCUGAGGCGAGUCGCGACCGUUCCACCCAUGCUUCAGAUGGUCAGCGUCACGUUCUCCGUCCACUACAUCACUGACGCACCCAACCAGCUGCUUGCGGUCACUGGGAACCCACAGGAGCUUGGCGGCUGGCAGGACUUUGUUCCGCUUGAGAGAAGCAAGAACGGGUUCUGGGCCAAUACCAUCACCCUCCCAGUGGAGAGCCAGGUGGAGUGGAAAUUUGUCCUGGUUGAGGAUGACAAGAUCUGUCGCUGGGAGGAGUGCGGUAACCGCCACCUAGUGCUCACUGGGCAAGAAGAUAAUCUCCAUGUGCAGAGAUGGUGGGGUUGCCUCUGAGGAGGGUGCCUGUCCUGCAAUAUGAAGAAAACAAAAAUACAAUAUAUAUAUAUAGCAAUAAUGUUAUCUGGCAAUAUUAAUGUAAAGUGCAAUAUUUAUAGUGGAAUAUUUGAAGGAAGUUGUCAUUUUGUGUUCAAAUGCUAGUUAAUGCAGCAUGAGGAUGAGGCAUCAUGGAAAAGCCUCGUCAUUCAGAGGUCACUGGCACCAAAAGUGUUUAUUUUGCACUGAACAAUAGCAAUAUUUUCUUCAUGCUGCUUGUUUGUCUUUAAAAACCUAUGAAUGUAAUGGCAAUGUUGACUUUCUUUUUUUCUUUUUGAAUUCUCUAAACGGCAAGUCUUUAUCCAAGGUACACUAAUAACUUUAAGUGGUCUUGUGUAUUUGUCUGUUACUGUGUAUGCUACUGAUUUAAUCUGAUAAUUAUUAACUUCAGUGGAAUGUCUGUCUGGAAAUUGUUUUUCAAUAUGGUUUAAUUGUCUCUGUCCAAGAAUAUAUGCAACAUUCCACAUUUAACCUUUUAGAUUCACUUUAAAGCAGUCGUUUUGAAGUCCCCUAUAUCCCUAGUAUAUAUCUACUGCAGUAAAUCCUUAUUUUACAGAACUGUUAAUGCUGAGAGCUGAUAUGCCUUCUCCCAGCGGAUCCUUGAUGCCUUUAAUUCUACAGCAAUAUGUAUAGGUCAGUGUUACAUGUUUUACGUGUGUUUUUAUUGUCAAGACUUGCAUUGAUUUUUUUUUUUUUUAACCUGUUCAGUUUUGAUAAUGUUCCACUGUCAGUUCUAGGUGGGGGCAACACUGAGCACAGUCCAAAAAUAAGCAUAUUGACUUUUCUUUUUAAAACUUUGUUCCAAAAAGCGUUCUAUUUGCACUCUAAGCAUUCACUGAUGUCACAUUUUGUUUGUCUGCCCUGAUGGUUUAUUGACUUUUGUAUUUCAAACGUGUACCCAUAACGGUCCAUGAAGAGAAUGUGUUGUGUGAAGUACAAAAAAAGAGAAUAUUUUGAUAGUAUCUAUGUAUGUUGUAAUUUUAUCAUGUCGAACUUGAUCAUAUUAACUUGUAUUGGGGAAAAAAAUAAUAAAGAAUUUCCUUCACUUA